Messenger RNA from Phymastichus coffea, 1023 nucleotides. RefSeq names its product pancreatic triacylglycerol lipase-like. Lineage: Eukaryota; Metazoa; Arthropoda; Insecta; Hymenoptera; Eulophidae. The transcript is spliced from 4 exons. The coding region runs from base 1 to 1023 and encodes 340 amino acids. Gene Ontology annotation, biological process: lipid metabolic process. The record is from RefSeq and is a predicted model, not a curated record. Gene Ontology annotation, molecular function: lipase activity.
AUGACAUUUCCUGCGUACCUUAUUUGUUUAGUUGUUCUGCAAGGCACAGCACUGGCAACGAGCCAUGAAACCCGUUCUGCAUAUUCAUGUGCUAUUGACAUUAAAUCGCAUUCUCGAAAAAGUGACGAUGUAGCUACUAAGCUUUAUAAACUUUUUAAUCCAAAUAGUAUGAGAACAGCUAAUGACCAUGUCUUCUUCUAUUUGUAUACAAAAGAAAAACCCAAAGAAUAUGAAAUAGUAUUCGGAAAUUCUUCAAGUAUACAGAAGAGUUCUUUUAAUAAGAGUCGCUCGACUAAAAUUGUUACUCAUGGGUAUCUCGGCUCUAGAAAUGAAGCGUCAUGUACACUUCUAAAAGAUGCAUUUUUAAAAAGUAGAGAUUAUAAUAUAAUUGUUGUUGACUGGUGGAAAAUGCAAUCAAUUUGGGGCACAAUUCCACUGGAUUAUUGGACGGUAGCUGGUUUUGUCGGACAAGUUGGUAGUUACGUGGCAACAAUGAUCAAUUUCCUCGAAAAUCAGGGAAUGAACCUAGAAACCACCACUUUGAUUGGACAUUCCCUGGGCGCUCAUGUAAUGGGAGUUGCAGGUCAUAACGCCAAUAGCAAAGUCAAUUACAUCGUAGGAUUGGAUCCAGCAUUUCCGGCAUUUGAAAAUAAAGGGCCAGGUGAAUGUUUGUCAGUGGAAGAUGCAGAAAUAGUCGAGGUGAUACACACAAACAGCGGUAAUUGCGGUGUACCAAAUGAAAUAGGUCAUUACGACUUUUACCCGAAUGGCGGCUCGAAACAACUUGGCUGUGGUACCAACGUGUGUUCGCAUUCGCGCGCCUACGAAUACUACGCUGAGUCCAUUUACAGUGAGACCGGCUUUUACGGUCGAAAAUGCAAUAGUUUAGAAUCAGUUGAGAGUGGAGUUUGUGACGGUGACAUUGUGAUUAUGGGUGGCCAUAGCAAGAAGAAACAGUCACCUUUUGGAAUUUAUUAUUUAAAAACUAACAAAUCAUCGCCGUAUGCUUUAGGAAUGAAAUAA